ACAAGGGAAAAAAAAAACAGAGAGAAAACUGCACCAGUGACUGUUCUGUUUGCUUUCUUUUGUGGAGCAGCCGCAAUCAAUCGAAAACCAAAGCAAACACUGCUUUUUGGCGCAGAUUUUUCACUGACCAAAUCGCCAUGGCUCCUCUCGCCGAGAAAUCCGAUGCUUCUGCGGAAGCCAUAGCUGGAAACGAACCUCAAGACCGUCCUAUUUCCACCGCCCUCAUCAUCAUCGCUAUGCAGACGGAAGCGCUUCCCGUGGUCAACAAGCUCCAGCUCACAGAGGAUCCUAACCCUCCGUUCCCAAAUGGAGUGCCUUGGGUCCGCUUUUAUGGUACUUACAAGGAUCUUCAGAUCAAUUUGGUUUGGCCAGGAAAAGAUUCAUCUUUGGGGGUUGAUAGUGUAGGCACUGUUUCUGCAUCUCUUGUUACUUAUGCUUCUAUCCAAGCAUUGAAGCCGGACCUAGUCAUCAAUGCUGGAACUGCUGGUGGCUUCAAAGCCAAAGGAGCAAGCAUUGGAGAUGUGUUUAUUGCAUCUGAUGUUGCUUUCCAUGAUAGAAGGAUACCUAUUCCUGUUUUUGAUCUUUAUGGAGUUGGUUUACGACCAGCCUUUCCAACACCCAAUCUUCUGAAGGAACUUAACCUAAAGGUUGGGAAAUUGUCUACUGGUGACUCUCUAGAUAUGUCGCCAAAGGAUGAAGCAUCAAUCAUCACAAAUGAUGCUACGCUCAAAGACAUGGAAGGUGCGGCUGUGGCCUAUGUAGCAGAUCUUUUCAAAGUGCCUACAAUAUUCGUUAAAGCUGUCACUGAUAUAGUGGAUGGUGAGAAACCAACUGCAGAAGAAUUCUUGCAGAAUUUGGCAGCAGUAACAGCAGCUCUUGAUCAAACUGUCGAACAAGUUGUUGAUUUCAUCAAUGGAAAGUCCCUCUCUGAACUUUGAUUCGUCUAAUCACACUCGCAUUGGUCCCAUGGACCUCCAUUUCUAUGGCAUGAGAAUUAACAGAUAAUUGUUAUUUGAAUGGGCUGGUCAAACAGCAAAAGUUCAUAGUUCAAAGGUAUAUGUUUGCACAUGAACAAAUAUAUCGUGAUUCUACUACUGUUUUUUUGUCCCUCA
Molecule: messenger RNA, 1112 nt
Organism: Morus notabilis
Lineage: Eukaryota; Viridiplantae; Streptophyta; Magnoliopsida; Rosales; Moraceae
Product: 5'-methylthioadenosine/S-adenosylhomocysteine nucleosidase 2
Exons: 8
Coding region: 138-938 (266 amino acids)
Biological process (GO): nucleoside metabolic process
Molecular function (GO): methylthioadenosine nucleosidase activity
Source: RefSeq, a predicted model, not a curated record